This is a messenger RNA of Cylindrotheca closterium, 831 nucleotides long. Lineage: Eukaryota; Bacillariophyta; Bacillariophyceae; Bacillariales; Bacillariaceae. The record is from the annotation of a GenBank genome assembly.
AUGAGGCAAUCAGAUGGAAACAGUUGUGAAGACUCUAGCGUGACCAGCAUGCAACUGCAGCCUUAUUGUUCUUUCAAACGUCAAAGAGGACAUGGAGCUUCCAAGAAUUACAACAGGAUCCUUUGUGUUCUGGCUAUUGUGGCAGCUCUCCCCUCUGCUGUCGACGCCUUUAUGGGUGGAAACAAUAAUAAAAACCGAGUGACACUACCUUAUGAUGCUGUAUCUUUGGUAUCAGCUUCAGUAGCAUCGUCCUCAAAGAAGUCGCUGACACGAUUACAAUUGACAAAUCAACCAUCGUCAUCCUCUUUGCCGCAAGAUGAAGAUGAUGAAGAAGCCUUUCGCAAUCUUUAUCUACAGGAGAGUACCGAAGGCAUGCUAUUAGGGAAAGAGUUUGAACAACGCCAAACGCAACUCGAGAAUGAUCGCAAGAGAUUGACGGAAACCUUUAACAUUGAUGCGAGCAUGAUGAAUUCCUCAGCAAGUCUCUUCAACACAGCAUCCAAUGCGGUGGUGAUCAGUACUCCUUCGGAACGCCGGUCACUACAGCAACGAAGAACAAGAACAGCAAGUCCUCCCCCGGCAACUGCUGCCGCUGAUGACAAUUGGGCCUUGAUUCUUUGCACGAGCCUUACGGCUCAGUUGUCCCAACAAGCUGCCGUCCUGCAAGACAGCAUGUACACACAUCAAGAACAACAUUUGCAAUUGCAAAAACAGCAAAGUCUAGUCAUCCUAUUCUGCGCCUUGGGACUUUUGGUUGCCAGCAGUAGUGGAUAUAUGGAAUUGACUUCCCAUUCAGAGAUUCCAUCCCCUGCCCCCUUUCAUAUUAUUUGA